AUGGCCGUCCAACUGCUGCAGCACGAGCACGGCAAGGGCCGCGUGCGGCUGCUCAAAGUCACCCGCACGCCCGCGCAGCACUCGGUCGUCCAGCUCGAAGCGCACGUGCUGCUCGAAGGCGCCCGCGCUGCCAGCGCCUACAACAGCGGCGACAACAGCCACGUGCUGCCCACCGACUCGAUCAAGAACACAGUGUGGGUGCUGGCAAAGGAGCACGAGGUUGCGUCGCUCGAGGCCUUUGGCGUCGCGCUCGCCACGCACUUUGUCACGAGGCACGCGGACCUCGUCAGUGUGGCAAAGGUGAAGCUCGUCGAGACGCCGUGGGAGCGCCUCGUGGUGCGCGAUUCCAAGGGCGAGAUGCAGCCGCACCAUCACGCGUUCGGCAGCUCUGGUCUCGGCUACGCCACGACGCGUGUCGUUGCCCGCAAGUCAGUGAAGCACAGUGCCCCGGAACUGACGGUGCAAAGCGGUGUCGCUGGUCUCAAGGUCCUCAAGACCACGCAGAGCUCGUUUGUUGACUUUUUCCGGGAUGAGUACACGACGCUGCUUGAAGUGCCCGACCGUCUCAUGUGCACGAGCAUCUCGGCCUUGUGGACCUACACGUCCGAUGACGCGGGUGUCGACUUUGCUGGUAGAGCAGCAGAGAUCAAGAGCGUGCUCUUGGAGACGUUCGCAGGUCCGUCGGAUGUGGGUGUGCCCAGUCCGGCCGUUCAGUUCACGCUGUACAAGAUGGGCGAGGCGGUGCUGGAGAGAUGUCCGUACGUGAAGGACAUCAAGAUCGACAUGCCCAAUAUCCACAACAAUCCCAUCGAUCUCUCUCGCUUCGGCUGCAAGAACAUCCACCCACACGGCGAGGUCUUUCUGCCCACGGACGAGCCGCACGGCAUCAUAUCGGCGACACUGGCGCGCUCUGUGUCCAAGUUGUAG
This is a messenger RNA of Hyaloperonospora brassicae, 927 nucleotides long. Lineage: Eukaryota; Oomycota; Peronosporomycetes; Peronosporales; Peronosporaceae. The record is from the annotation of a GenBank genome assembly.